Messenger RNA from Rhodamnia argentea, 1226 nucleotides. RefSeq names its product protein DOG1-like 3. Gene Ontology annotation, molecular function: sequence-specific DNA binding. Gene Ontology annotation, biological process: DNA-templated transcription. Bases 94 to 897 code for a protein of 267 amino acids. NCBI's taxonomy places the organism in Eukaryota, Viridiplantae, Streptophyta, Magnoliopsida, Myrtales, Myrtaceae. The record is from RefSeq and is a predicted model, not a curated record. The transcript is spliced from 2 exons.
AAAAUGAAAAAAUAUCGAACCCUAUAAAACCCCACAUAUCCUUGCCACAAACCCAAAGGAUAAAGACAGACAAUAAAAACAUUACACUCACAAAUGGCAACCAGCGACGGCCUCCCUUCAGACCAACAACGUUCCCGUUGCUGCUUCCUCGAGUGGAUGAGGCUCCAGGAGUCCGACCUCGCCGAGCUUCUCGAGGCUCUCUCUCUCCGCGACGACCCCGGAGACCGCCACCGGAGGCAGCUCAUCGGGAGGAACAUUGAGCACUUUGAGGAGUACAUCGGGAAGCGGCGCAGCCUGUCCCAGGAGGACGUGGCAGGGUUCUUCGCCCCGGCAUGGAACACUGCCAUAGAGAACUCGAUGAUGUGGCUCGCCGGCUGCCGGCCUUCCAUUUUCGUGCGGCUCGUGUACGUGCUGUGCGGGGCCGAGGUGGAGGCCAGCCUGAGCGAGUUCGUUGAAGGGGCGAGGAUGGGGAAUCUGGGGGAGCUCACGGCGAGUCAGCUCGCCGGGAUCAAUGCUUUGCAGAUUGAUCCCACCAUGCAUCUCACCAAGCAUAUAUACUGCAUGCAGGGUAGGACAAUCGGAGAAGAGGAGAAGCUGACGAGCCGGAUGGCGAGCCUGCAGGAGAAGAUCGCCGACCAGCCGAUCGUGGCGAUUGCGAGGAGGACGAACCAGGGGGUGGAGCCGGGCUCGGAAGCCGAUGCGGCGCUCGAUGAGUGCGAGAGGGAGAUGCUGGCGAUCAUGGGGGAUGCUGACAGGCUGAGGCUCAACACCCUCAAGGAGAUGGUCGGGGCGCUCACACCGCCGCAGGCAGUCGACUUCCUUGUGGCGAGCAAGAAGCUCCACCUCUGCAUCCACGAGUGGGGCAAGCGGAGGAACCACAAGCACGGCAGGGACUAGGGAAAAGCUUCAUCCCCUCCUCCGCACACUCCUGAGGUUCAAAGUCUCUCCAACAGAAUCAUGGAGCUCUCUUUUUCUUCUGGUUUUCCAUGUGUAACGUAGCGUCGAAGUAUGCAACGUUUUGGCCCCUUGCCUUAGCCCUGAGUUUUUGACUGUGUGAUACGUGAAUAAUUGGGUCUGUCGCCGCCGGCUGCCGUCGUGGCAUGGGCGGCAGGCUAACACGUUGGCUGUGGUUGGAGGAGUGUAAGAAUCGGGACUUUGGAAUUUGCUUCCUGAAAUGCGAGCGCCUGGUAGAACCGCCGCUUCCUAUAGUCAAAAACGUUUGCCAA